GGUGUACGAAGAGCACCGUGAGCCUUGGGUUCACAUCCCUAACUGAACCACUUCAAGUAUGGCGUAAACCCUAACUCUCUAAAACCUAUCCAUGGCAAUUCAUAUUCUUUCACCAAUUCCCUCUUCCCUCUUUCUCUCUCCUAUACCCACUCCACUUUUCCCACCAUUUUCAACCUCCACCCAAAUUAGAGCCUCUACCAACUCCAACAAUGGCGUGCAAGAACCCCCUAAACGCCGCGGUCGACCUAAGGGCAGCACAAAAUCCAACACUCCGAAAACACCCAAAAAAUUAAGUGGGUCCUCUCAAAAUGCCGAAUUUGAAAAUGGGUCGACCCUAACUUGGGAUGAGUUAGAGGAUUUUGACGAUGGGAUGGAUUUCCCCUACUUAGACCCGCCAUUGAUAUGCUGCUUUGGAGCAGUUCAGAAGGAAUUUGUGCCAAGUGUUAGAGUUUCAGAGCACCAAAUGGAUCCUGAUAUCUAUUCCGGGUGGAAAAUGAUGCAGUGGAAUCCGCCUGAGUUUGGGCGGGCUCCCGGUGGACCGGUGUCGAAUGUGGCUAUUUCACACGUUCGAUUAGGUGGAAGGGCGGCAGUUAUUGGCAAGGUUGGGGAAGAUGAUUUUGGGGAGGAAUUGGUCCUUAUGAUGAAUAAGGAGAAUGUGCAAACAAGGGCAGUGAAGUUUGACUCUAAUGUUAAAACUGCGUGUUCUUAUAUGAGGGUUAAGUUUAGUGAUGAUGGGAAGAUGAAGAUGGAAACAGUGAAAGAAGCUGCUGAGGAUUCUUUGGUAGCCUCUGAAUUGAAUUUAGCUGUUCUUAAAGAGGCUAGGAUCUUCCACUUUAAUUCCGAAGUCUUGACGUCACCUUCUAUGAACACCACCCUCUUCAGAGCUAUAAAAUUAUCCAAAAAGUUUGGAGGCCUUGUGUUUUUUGAUUUGAAUCUUCCAUUACCCUUGUGGAAGUCACGUGACGAGACAAGAGAAGUUAUCAAACAAGCUUGGGAGGAAGCCAAUAUCAUUGAGGUCAGCAGGGAAGAACUGGAGUUCCUUUUAGACGAAGAUCAUUAUGAAAGGAGAAAAAAUUACCGACCCCAGUACUAUUCUGAAAAUUAUGAACAGAGUAAAAAUAGGAGAGAUUACUACCACUAUACACGAGAAGAGAUAUCUCCAUUGUGGCAUGACGGGCUAAAGUUUCUUUUUGUCACAGAUGGUACACUUCGAAUUCAUUAUUAUGCCCCGUCUUUUGACGGUGUUGUGGUUGGCACAGAAGAUGUGCUAAUAACCCCAUUUACAUGCGAUAGAACUGGAUCUGGUGAUGCAGUUGUUGCUGGGAUUAUGAGGAAACUGACAAGUCAUCCUGAGAUGUAUGAAGAUCAAGAUGUUUUGGAGAGGCAGCUUCGGUUUUCUAUUGCUGCGGGCAUUAUAUCACAAUGGACUAUUGGGGCAGUGAGGGGCUUUCCAACCGAGAGCGCCACUCAAAAUCUGAAAGAGCAAGUUUAUGUUCCUUCGAUGUGGUAGAGACUUUUUAAAACACAACAACUACAAAAUUAAUACAUGCUUUUAUAAACUGGUAUUGUGAAGUUGGUUGCUACCCUCAUCAGAUGAUUGUAAGUGCAAGUAAGUGUUGUAUACAAUUUCAUGUACUUGUCACUCCUGAGAGGAAACAGAACAGAGGGGUCCUUGUUAACGGACGAGACAGUGAAUUCAGCUGUCUUCUGUAAGCCUAAUAUGUAAAAGUGUGUAUGGACAAAGCGAAAUGUAGAUAUGAAGUACCUUAAGUUUUUUAGCUAGAUUGUUUUUUUCCCACUUCCCACAAAAGAGAAAUCUACGUAUGUUGUGUUGA
Messenger RNA from Spinacia oleracea (spinach), 1835 nucleotides. Its product is annotated as fructokinase-like 1, chloroplastic. Lineage: Eukaryota; Viridiplantae; Streptophyta; Magnoliopsida; Caryophyllales; Amaranthaceae. The coding region runs from base 92 to 1510 and encodes 472 amino acids. The transcript has 2 exons. Gene Ontology annotation, cellular component: chloroplast nucleoid. Gene Ontology annotation, biological process: plastid transcription; chloroplast organization. The record is from RefSeq and is a predicted model, not a curated record.